AUGUUAUUUUCCGCGAUUUCUCAGCCAGUGGCAAUCGACACCAGGAAAACUACAAUUCCCGAGAAGCUCCCGCUAGCUUCUGCGCACGGAACUUUGGCGUUACAAUCGAGUGAAGACGACCCCGAUAUCCGCCAAAAGUACCGGCCAUUCAUUUUUGGUAAUGAGACAGCAGAGGACUGGGUCAAUGGCCUUGAGUUGACAACUACCCUGGAAAUCUCCCAGAAUGUCAUUCAAAAUGGAAACGAGAGGCUCAAGGUGCUGGUUCUCUAUGGAAGCCUCCGGAAAAGAUCGUAUUCGCGGCUAGUUGCAUUCGAAGCUUCUCGAAUCCUUUUCCGACUCGGGUGCGAUGUGCGCAUUUUUGAUCCCGAAGGUCUUCCAAUGAAGAACGAUACCGACCAUGGACAUGCCAAAGUACAGGAACUUCGAGAAUUGAGUAAGUGGAGUGAUGGGCACGUCUGGGUCUCACCUGAGCAGCAUGGAAAUUUGACUGCGGUGUUCAAAAACCAGAUCGAUUGGAUCCCUCUAAGCACUGGAAGCGUCCGUCCCACUCAAGGUCGAACUCUUGCCAUUGCCCAGGUGUGCGGUGGAUCGCAAUCUUUCAAUGCGGUUAACUCCUUGCGUAUUCUCGGUCGCUGGAUGCGUAUGUUUACCAUCACCAAUCAAUCCUCAAUUCCGAGGGCCUACACCCAUUUCCCAGAUGAAGGUCAACCAGAAGAUCAACGGCUCAUUCCUAGUGGUAACCGUGAUCGCCUGGUGGAUUGUAUGGAAGAAUUCGUCAAAUAUACAAUCUUGAUGCGACCACACAUCGAUCUUUUUGGGGAUAGAUUCAGCGAAAGAGAGGAGAAAAGGUUGAAAGAGGCCACGAGCGCUGCUAAUUCGGUUUCGUGA
Molecule: messenger RNA, 888 nt
Organism: Penicillium waksmanii
Lineage: Eukaryota; Fungi; Ascomycota; Eurotiomycetes; Eurotiales; Aspergillaceae
Exons: 2
Coding region: 1-888 (295 amino acids)
Molecular function (GO): oxidoreductase activity
Source: RefSeq, a predicted model, not a curated record